This is a messenger RNA of Maylandia zebra (zebra mbuna), 1523 nucleotides long. It is a transcript of the gene hoxd10a, whose product is annotated as homeobox D10a. Gene Ontology annotation, cellular component: nucleus. The record is from RefSeq and is a predicted model, not a curated record. Lineage: Eukaryota; Metazoa; Chordata; Actinopteri; Cichliformes; Cichlidae. Gene Ontology annotation, molecular function: RNA polymerase II cis-regulatory region sequence-specific DNA binding; DNA-binding transcription factor activity, RNA polymerase II-specific. Gene Ontology annotation, biological process: regulation of transcription by RNA polymerase II.
CCUCCUAAGAACUUAAAUUCAAAAAAUGUCCUUCUCCAGUAGCUCUCCUGUGGCAAAUACAUUUUUAGUGGACUCUUUAAUUGGUGCUUGCAGGACGGACAGCUUUUACUCCAACAGCAACAUGUACAUGCCGUCUGGCUCAGAAAUGGGAACUUACGGAAUGCAAACCUGUGGACUCCUGCCGUCUUUCGGCAAAAGAGGGGAGGUCAACCACCAAAAUAUGGGCAUGAACGUCCACUCGUACAUACCUCAGAUAGAUAACUGGACUGAUCCGAGCAGACCCUGCAGAAUAGAGCCUCCCAAUCAGAUGUCAAACUGUACAUUUUCACAGAGCAUAAAGGAAGAGAGUAAUUGCUGCAUGUACUCCGAUAAGAGAGUACAAAAAGUCAACUCUUCAGAAGUCCCCGCAUAUUCUAACGUUAUUCCUGAAUCGUGUCCGGUCGAUGGUCCCGAGAUCCCGGUUCCCGGCUAUUUCAGACUGAGCCAAACUUAUGCGAACGGGAAGCAUCAGGAAAACUACUGCCAUGAAGCACCGAGUCCAAACGCGACACUGAUGCAGCUCAGCCGGGUCACCCCGAAACCGCAGCCCUCGUCGGCAUCUUCUAAUUUCUCAGAGGUGGAUAAAAAAAUUGAGGACGCUUCGCAAAACCCGGAAACCGCAAGAACGCCGGUCCCCGUAGAAAGCCCGGAUCCCAAGUCGGGCUCGGAGGAGAAAAACUGCUCAGUGGAAGCGCCUGUGUCCAGUCCUGAGCUGCUACAGAAGGAAGGGAAAGACUGCAAGAGUGACACUCUCACAAACAACUGGCUGACAGCAAAAAGUGGGAGAAAGAAAAGGUGCCCGUACACAAAGCACCAAACCCUGGAGCUGGAGAAAGAGUUUCUCUUCAAUAUGUACCUGACCCGAGAGCGCCGCCUAGAGAUCAGCAGGAGCGUUAACCUGACCGACAGGCAGGUCAAGAUCUGGUUUCAGAACCGCAGGAUGAAGCUGAAGAAAAUGAACAGGGAAAACCGCAUCCGUGAACUGACCUCAAAUCUCACCUUUUCGUGAGGCUGCAUGUGUUAGCUGUCUUUCCUCCUCCUCGUCCUUCACAUAUUGAUGCUUCGCUGGCAUUGGACAUUUAUCUCAAAAUCAACAAAACUGUGACUGUAUUGCCAAUCUUAGUAUUUUUUUAUUUGUAUUAUUAUUAUUAUUAUUAUUUUGCGUGGCGUCCUGUAUUUGUUUUGUUUCAUCACAGGGUAACACUUUGUGGUCUUAAAUUAUUGGAGGGUGCUUCUCUUCUACUAAAAAGACAUGGGUAUCCGGCCGAGCUGUGGAAAAGGUUACUCUAUUUCAGUCAUGAAAGCACAUUUAUUGUCGUCUAGUGCAACAUUUGUUUAAGAGUAAGUGCAAGCCGUGUGCUCGAUAGUGAAAUGUUUCUAUGGGCUUUAAAGUGAUGGAAAAAAUACAGAACAAAACAAUGUCAAUCUGUGAAUUUAUUGCAUGUUUGUGGCAUGUAUCUUGCAAUAAAUAUAUUGUCAAAGGA